Molecule: messenger RNA, 2437 nt
Organism: Salarias fasciatus (jewelled blenny)
Lineage: Eukaryota; Metazoa; Chordata; Actinopteri; Blenniiformes; Blenniidae
Gene: aktip
Product: akt interacting protein
Exons: 10
Coding region: 220-1110 (296 amino acids)
Source: RefSeq, a predicted model, not a curated record
GUCAAAUUGUGUCGCUAGCUAGCAUUAGCAGGGUAGAUGACAUCCACAGGAUUCGUGGGCAGUUUUUGCUUAAAUUAAACUGGUAUAUACAGCAACGACUCAAUAAAAGGGACUUCGCGGUUUUUAACUUGACACGGCCACAGUAGCCUAUGGCCCGGACGGCACUUGUAGUGGGACCUACAUAAAAAGAGGGACACCCAACCGAACCUCGAAUGAGUAAUGAACUUAAACCCCUUCUGGAGCAUGUCUGCCAACACAAGUCGUAAGCAGAGGCCUGACAACGAAGAUCAGAGUGGGCACGGAGAGCAGAGAGCCAGUCCGGCCCGACUGUCGUUUGGCAAAAAGCAGCUUCCAGCCAUUCCGAAGAAUGCAGCCCCUAUAACCAAACCCACCUCUACAGGGACGCCUGUCCAGUCAGCCAAUGGCAUCCACGCCUCAUAUGGGCCCUUCUACCUGGAGUACUCCUUGCUGGCUGAGUUCACUCUUGUGAUCAAACAGAAGCUCCCUGGGAUUUAUGUGCAGCCGUCAUACAAGUCUGCGUUAAUGUGGUUUGGAGUGAUAUUCAUCAGACAUGGCUUGUACCAGGACGGCGUCUUCAAAUUCACUGUGUAUAUUCCAGAUAACUAUCCAGAUGGGGAGUGUCCUAAAUUAGUAUUCGACAUCCCAGUCUUCCAUCCGCUUGUGGACCCUGUGUCUGGGGAGCUUGAUGUCAGAAGAGCUUUUACCAAAUGGAGACGGAAUCACAACCACAUCUGGCAAGUCCUGAUGUACGCUCGCACAGUUUUUUAUAAGAUCAACACCACAGACCCACUUAAUCCAGAGGCUGCUGUGCUGUAUGAAAAGGAUGUACAGUUGUUCAAAAGCAAAGUGGUGGACAGUGUGAAACUAUGCAACAGUCAUCUUUUUGACCAGCCCAAGUUUGAUGAUCCUUACGCAAUAAGUUUUUCUCCGUGGAACCCAGCUGUGCAUGACGAAGCAAAAGACAGGAUGUUUGCAUACAAACGACGGCCUGAGGAUCACCACAAGGGAACGCAGGUGUCGGGGUUGUCUUGGGUGAAGCCCGGCUCGACUCAGCCCUUCAGCAAAGAAGACAAUCCUCCCCCAAGCUGAGCCUGCACUUCCCCACUGCGGCCACCAGAGGGAGGCACAGGGUCGCUGAUGCCACGCCACACGGCUCGCCUCAGCUUCUUAUGUGGGCUGGAUCCUGGAAACAGUUGGGAGAACUCUAUAUCAACCCCUCCACGUUAUCGCUCAGCUUUAAAAGCUUUUGUAGGCCUCUUCCUCAAACAGCUUUAGAAUAAGGAAACCAAGUAUGUAUGAUAUGUAAAUCGACGACAAAUGGAUGUCUCAGCAACCUCAUUUAGGCUGGGAUGCAACCAAAGCGCAUCCUCACUUUGAUUCUCUGAUCCACGCACGUUUGCUUUAGGCGAUAGCUUGUUUUCCCGCUAGGAGGUGGAAUGUGUGAGCAAAGCGGUUUGCAUUGAUUCAAUGAGCGGUGCAGAUUUCGUGACUGAUUCCUCCUGGUCAAACUGGCUCAAGACUGUUUGGCGUGUUGUCACUCGCAGCUCUGUGAAGGCAACACCCCAAUCCACCCGUGCCCAUUAUCCAUUCAGGCUGACAAGAUUAGUUUUCUAUUUCCUAUCUGAUGAAAACUUAUUUCUACCAUGUAACCCACAUCCAUGUCUUGCAUAGUUCCUAAUAUAUAUAUAUAUAAAGCAAAGCAGGCAAGUACGGUUAUGAGUGACAUGCUGAAUAAGUAUGCUUGUUUUAUUUUGUUUAAAUCAUUCUGAAUGUUUAUGUGCUUUUUUUUUUUUUUGUUAUUAAGGGUUAAAUGUAAAUAAUCAGCUCUGUGCUAAGGUUGGACUUUUUAAGAGGCACAUCUGUAUCAAUGCUUGGGUUUUUGGUUUCCAUGAAUGUUUUGAGUUUCUUUUCACCUUGUAAAUUUCUUAAUCACUCAAUUCAAAGUUACUGCAGAUUUUGAAAGAAAAACGGAUGUCUUUUAAGGUUCAGUUGUUAAACGGUUUUUUUGAACAGCAUUAAUUUGCAUUAAACUGGACUCCAGUCCAUCUACCAGGGUUUUUAUUUUUAUUCCAUAACAAAGCCAGUUUCUUUUUAAUUUCUUCAUUUUAGACAGGCGAGCUGGCUCCGUUGCCGGUUUGCUCGGCCACUUUCAAUAUGCAAGUCUUGUCAGUGAAACAGCGAGGAUGUUUUGAAGGAUGUGUGGGGAAUCUCGGCUGGCAGUGAUCAUGACGAUCGCAGAUACGGUGCUCAAACCUGUCAGACUUAUUUUUAGCUUGAGAGAAAGGUGGUGGCGUUAGUGUCCUCCGCAUAUGUGCGAGAUUUGAUGUGUUCUCAAUCGAACCAGUACUUCUCCACUGCAUAGACGGCACAGAGUUGAAAUCAUGUUCACUCAAAUCAAUAAAAUGAGUAUUUAAAA